GGGCGUACUGAAUGAUGAAGUACGCCAUUGUCAUCAACAACGUCGCUGUAUGCGAAGGCAGUUUAUGAUAAGUGUUAUCAACGCCUCGAGUAUUAAGGCCAAUAGUAUUGUAAAGUCUUGGAUAUCGAUUGCUCAUCCUAUCCGGACACAUGAAAUACCUAAAGUGGUUAUCGGUUGGCAGGAAGGAAAAGGUGAAGGAUAAUAAAGUUAGCAUUGAUGAUCUCAAAGAUGGCAGCAGCGUAUUCGGGCAACUUAAGGGUUCGAUCUUGAAGGAAACUCUACGGUCAAUGGAACUAUCAUCACAAUGUACCGUCGAUACCCAAAAGAAUAUCGCAAAUGGAUCCGCAAUGGGAGUAUCUGGGACCAAAACGCCCACAGGACUAUCCCGCAAAACCAGCAUCUCAAGCAAAAGGAAAUCUUGGUAUAGUCUAUCAAGCAGAAAGUCGGAAGAUUGCAAACCUAGCACUUUCGAACAGACCAGCCUUUGCAAUCAAACGGAAAUCCCGAAAGACCGAAAAACAACCCCUCCACACGCAACAAGAGAACUUCAACCCAGCACCCAUAAAACCACUUCCAAUAACCCCAUCACAAUCAUUGUCACAUCCCCAACCUCAGACACCAACACCCAACCAGACUCUUGCUCAAUAUCUAGUACAUCAUCACAUUCCUCAUCCCCCUCCUUAAAAUCUACCUCCAGCUUCGAUCCUUCCCUUCUCAUGCCCCCCUUCCCACCAACUCCUCUGAAAUACGACAUCCCCAAAUCCAACGAAGCGCCCGAGGUGAAAAAAUGGCUCAUCGUUUGUAUGAAUCGAAAAGCUGAUACGCUCCCCCGCAAACUCGUUUUUCGCAUGAUGGAAAUUUAUGGGAUUAAAAAGGAAGAGUUGGAUCCGACAAUGUGGGGAAAGCUUCAGCAAGGGGUUGUAGAUGAGGGAGUGGUAUUGAGUGUUGAUGUUGAUGUUGAGGAUAUGAAUAAGAAUAAGAAUGAAGAUAAAGGGAAUAUUGAGGGGGAGAAACAAGAGCCAGAGAAAGAAAAGAAAAAGGAGGAAAUUAACACUGUCGAUAAAUCAGGAAGUCCAAGAAUUUCAUUCUAUUCUCGAGGCAAGCGUGGUCGAAAAGAUAUCUCUUCCGAACAUCAUCAUCCCAACAACCCAAUUCCCACGAAACGACACUCCUACCCCAACUCCAUUUCCAAACCCAACAAUAACAAUAACAACAAAAAUCACACCACAAUCACCACCAUCAAAAACAUAAACCCACCCCCCAAACCCCUCACCACCAACCCGCGAAUCUGGCAAAACCCCUCAUCACGCGCUCGAAACUGGCCUACCACCACCCCAAACAAUAAUAGUAAUCACCACCACCACAACAUGAUGAAUAUGCAUCACAACGCUGCAUUUUCUUUUCCGCCGUAUGCACAUACAAAUUCCCACGCGAAAAGACCAAGCACACAGCACGGAAAACAAAAUCGGUAUGGGAAAAUGACGAAGAGGAAAAUGGGGGUUUGCCCGCCGAGUUCGAGGAGGGGAUCGAUGGUUUCGUUGGGGAGGAUUCCGGAGUGUGAGGAGUGAGGAGCGAGUGGUUGGUUAGAGGGGAGGGGGAGGGGGAGGGGGUCAGGGGAUUGCGCAAAUGGAGGAAGGGAGAAAGAGAAGGUUGUUUAUGUGGAGGAUUCUGUUACUACUAUAUAUACACAUUCAUCGGCGUUAUGAUCAAUGAAUAUAAUCCGGCGUUUUUUUUUCCCCCUCGGUAUGUAUGUAUGAAUGGAUGGAUGGAUGAAUUAUUUGGUUGGAACUUUGGGAUUUGGGAAUUAGGAAUUAGGAUUGGAAUUGGAAUUUGGGAUUUUGAACCUAUUGUAUAUAUAUCUACUGAGUAUUUAUUAUUCAUAUCACAUCAAUAUCAAUAUCAAUAUCAAUAUCAAUAUCA
Messenger RNA from Botrytis cinerea B05.10, 1920 nucleotides. RefSeq lists its product as hypothetical. Bases 150 to 1568 code for a protein of 472 amino acids. The transcript has 2 exons. Lineage: Eukaryota; Fungi; Ascomycota; Leotiomycetes; Helotiales; Sclerotiniaceae. The record is from RefSeq and is a predicted model, not a curated record.